Molecule: messenger RNA, 855 nt
Organism: Aspergillus saccharolyticus JOP 1030-1
Lineage: Eukaryota; Fungi; Ascomycota; Eurotiomycetes; Eurotiales; Aspergillaceae
Product: TMEM53 family protein
Exons: 1
Source: RefSeq, a predicted model, not a curated record
CCUCUGCAGCCGAUAGGCGAAGACAUCCACUUCUUCCAGCUUCCCAAGCCACCAGAGAACAAUGAACCCGCCCUGAUCACCCUCUGUACCUGGCUAGGAGGCGCCACGCCCCCACGGAUCCAGAAAUACAUCUCCGGCUAUCGGGCCCUGUAUUCGAGCUCCGCGAUUCUUCUCAUCACGACGCGGAUCCUAGAAAUCAGUGCACUCCCCUUCAGCGUCCUGCACGCGCGGUUGGCCCCGGCGCGGGAGGUGGUGCGGCGGGUAGUAGCCAGCAGCAGUAGCAGCAGCAGCAGCAGGAGCAGCAAUAAUUACGAUGACAAUAACCACCAAUCAGUUCUUCUACACAUCUUCUCACACGGUGGAUGCAACACCGCCAUUCAGUUAGCCCUCUCUCUGCAACAGGAGGAUCCAAGACUUGAACUGGGACGAUAUCUGGGCGGGAUCAUCUUCGACUGCUGCCCGGGCGACACCUCCUUCGGGCGCGCGUACCAGGCGGCCGCGCACUCCUUAGCGCCGCGCUCACUGCUGGCGCAAACACUGGGAAGAGCACUACUUUACCCGGUAAUUGGCGUCAUCACGGGCCUCCAGCAGACGGGGUGGAUGAGCUCCGUUCGAGGCCUGCGGGCGCAAUUGAAUGACCCGGCGGUUUUUGGCAAGACUGCGCCCCGGCUGUAUCUGUACUCUACCGCAGAUGCUAUAGUCCGAUGGGAGGAUGUGGAGUCGCAUCAGAGGGAGGCGGAAGUUGAGUUGGAGGAGUGUUGUACGGUGAAGAGGGUCGCGUUUCCGGAUAGCCCGCAUUGUGCUUUGGUGAGAGAUCAUCAUGAUUGUUAUUGGACGGAGAUAGAAAGGUUUUGG